UGACUUUUUGAAGUUCUGGUUUAUCAGGCUCAAAGAAAGUUAACGAAAGCAGAACGAGCUUUAGCUAAAGUAGAGGAAUUCUUAAAGCCAGUAGAACGGCCUGGAGAUCCAGAAAGCAUCUCUGAUGAGGAGAGGUUCAUGUUUCGUAAACUUGGACUCAGAAUGAAAGCUUUCUUACUCCUUGGAAGGCGUGGAGUCUUUGAUGGUACAGUAGAGAACAUGCACCUGCACUGGAAGUACAGGGAGCUAGUUAAGAUCAUUGUAAAGGCUAAAACUUUUGAUCAGGUCAGAAAUGUUGCCUUGUCUCUGGAGGCGGAGAGUGGUGGUGUAUUGGUUUCUGUGGACAGAGUUUCCAAAGGGUUUGCCAUAAUUGUAUAUCGCGGGAAGGACUAUCAGAGACCAGCAACGUUAAGGCCGAAGAAUCUUUUGACAAAGAGGAAGGCUUUGGCUCGCUCAAUUGAGCUUCAGAGGCGUGAGGCACUCUACAACCAUGUUUCAGCUCUGCACAGAAGCGUGGAAAAACUAAGAUCUGAGCUUGAUCAAAUGGAAAUCAUUAAGGGUAAAGGAGAUGUGGAGUUAUAUGCCAAAUUGGAUUCUGCAUAUUCUACUGAAGAUGAAGAUACUGAGGAUGAAGGUGAGGAAGCUUGUCUCGAGACCUAUGAAAGUGAUAAUGAUGGCGGUGAUAAUUAUAAUGCAACCUGCAAUUCCCAGACAGAAACAAACUUUCCUUAUGAUGAACAUAAUGUUGAUGGCGAUAGCAAUGAUGCAAUCCAGAACCUGAAUGUGGAAACAAACUUCACUCGUGAUGAACAAAAUGGUGAUGGCAGUGCUGAUACUGUACACCACAAACCCUAUGCAGAAAAAAGCGUUGAACCUCAAUUUGGAUGGGCUAGGGAUCUUAUUUGACGUAGUGGUGUUAGUGGACCAAAUUUAUGGAUCCUUCUUUUUAUGAUUGGAGGAUAAGGAACUUGUGCUUGAUUGUAAAUGUCUUGGAUUAUACGGUUGAUCUGUUGUGAAAAUCUUGUCUUUUUUUGUAUUUAGUUUCAGUUUCUUCAAUCGUUUUGAAGGAUUCUCUCGAAUUUAUGUACAGUGCAAUAGCUGAAUUGCUUCAUCCUGCUCCAUGUAUCUAUGCAUGUUAUAUUUUUUACAUUCAA
Messenger RNA from Macadamia integrifolia, 1154 nucleotides. Its product is annotated as CRM-domain containing factor CFM3, chloroplastic/mitochondrial-like. The record is from RefSeq and is a predicted model, not a curated record. Gene Ontology annotation, biological process: RNA splicing, via transesterification reactions. Lineage: Eukaryota; Viridiplantae; Streptophyta; Magnoliopsida; Proteales; Proteaceae. Bases 139 to 906 code for a protein of 255 amino acids. The transcript has 5 exons. Gene Ontology annotation, molecular function: mRNA binding.